GGGUCGAGCUGCAGAGCUGUACAACCCUCAUGUUCGCCUUCAUCUUUUUAAGCGUGUUCAAACGGUUUGACGGGUUCAUGUUCCGUUGCUAAUCAACUGAAAUGUCCACAAGCCGAUCACAGCUGCCCGGCUAGCUUGUUUACUAAGUUCGAAAAGACUUCAGCUUUCCGAAUACGUCUGCUGAUGUUUUACUGUGUGUUUUGCAGUACACGUGAUACUCACACUUCCGUCUCUUUUGUUUCGUGCGAUAAUUAAAGCACUUCCUUGUGAGAUAGACUAGAUAAGACAGUAAGUAGCAAUUAGCCGCAAGCUCAGUUUGACAAGCUGGUACAUGUCUGCGCAUGUGCAGUCCUGCUCUCCAAAGUCACUGUUGUUUACAUUGGGGCGGAUGGUCAUAAUACAACGAGCGCAUUUGCGAGGAUGAAUUGAGCUCGUCUUGUGCGCCACCCAGCGAGGAGGGCUGAGCAUGAUGAGCGGGAAGAGCCUCCUGCUAAAAGUGAUCCUGCUCGGGGAUGGAGGAGUUGGAAAGUCCUCCUUGAUGAACCGCUACGUCACCGACCGCUUUGACUCGCAGUCGUUCCACACCAUUGGUGUUGAGUUCCUCAACAGAGACCUGGAAGUGGACGGACGCCUCGUCACCCUCCAAAUCUGGGACACGGCCGGCCAGGAGCGCUUCAAGUCCUUGCGUACGCCUUUCUACCGAGGUGCCGACUGCUGCCUGCUCACAUUCGCCGUGAAUGACUUGCAGAGCUUCCAGAACCUCGGUGGCUGGAAGAAGGAAUUCAUGUAUUAUUCUGAUGUGAAAGAUCCUGAGCGGUUCCCUUUUGUGAUUCUGGGCAACAAGGUGGACAUGGAGCAGCGAGAAGUAGGGGAGGAUGAAGCGCGGGCCUGGUGCGAGGAGAACGGCUGCUGUCCUUACUUUGAGACCAGCGCAAAGGAUGACAUGAACGUCACGGCUGCGUUCGAGGCAGCUGUCAGGGAGGUGCUGGCCGCCGAGGAUCACGUCGACCACUCGGUACUGAGCGGGACGAUAGAUCUUCACGGCAACCGCAAAAUAUCUCGUAGGUCCUGCUGCUGACGGGUCAAAGCCCAUGAGUUGUUGUUUAUGGUACACGUAGGGCAGGUACAGGGUUGCUCUCUGAUUCUUUGGAUAAGAUACAGCGGAGGCCGUGUUCUUUAUUGAUGCUGAUAAGAUGUAAUCUGAGGAGAGCGGUGUCAAGGGUACAGCCGCUAUCCAAAGGGCUGAAUGAUUGUCCCAGGCAAGGUACAGGCGUGCUGAAACGCUCACCCUGUACUGUGUCUGCUUCCAGUCAUGUUGCACACUUCACCUCAUAGUUGGCACUUGCAAAUUUAUGUUAGUGAUGCUUCCAAAACAAUUAGUCAAACACAAUUCAUUCUGCGAUGCCAGUUGACUAGUAGUUGAGGAAAUUGUAGCUCGUAACAUUUCAAAAAUUCCAACUAUCAUAGGAGUAUAAAAGCGUAUUGCUGACUCACCAGAAAGAAAGAAAAAAAAAGCAUCUGGAAUGCAAUCAGGCACAAACAUCAUUUCCGGUACGAGAGGUGAUCGCAGCUGUCCUAAAAUGUAAUAUUGUCUUUAUUUCCAUCAGUAUAAAGGGAAUUGUGCACCCUAAACCGAAGCUACAGGUGUUCUUUCAUUUUCCGUGCUGCAUUUGCGCCAGUGUUUAUGACUUGCUCUUCCUUUUCUAGUGUUCCCAAACUGCUGUUUAUUUCUCCGUGAGGCACCCCUCCAUUCCGUUGUGUGCUGUUUUCUUUUUUGUUUGUUCAACAUACACUGUCUAAUAUUGGAUCAGGGACGGGUGGGUUUGUUUCCCGGAUGUGGAAAAGAGGUUAUAAUUAUUGCACUGAACAGUUUUCCUAAUCAGGGCAUUCUUUUAAUUCUACCUUCUGAAUAUGUGGCAAGCUUUAACAAACCACUCCUUUUUUAAGCUAUGCUCCCUCCUAAGUGAUAACACAUGUAGACCUCAGUUGAAUGUGAGGGUAAAGAUAAAACCUUUCAACUCCAUUCAUACAGGAAAUAGUUAUCCAAGUAUUAAUAGAACUGUAUCACGAUUACCUAAUUUCUGCUAAAUGGUACCGAGAUUUCAUUGCAAUGUCUUUUCAGAUUUACAUGUUUUUUUUUGUUGUUUUUUUUAAACACCUGCCAGCUUGGUGUUGAUUUUAGGUACAUUUAGAAAAUGAGUGUUUUUUUUUUUAAAUUUUGUGAAAAUAUUGAUGGCUGCUUAAAUUAUUGUAUUGUACAAGUUGUUUUAAUAAUUUAAUUUAUUUCUGUGUGGUUAUUGCACCAUGUUUCAUGCUCUCAUUCUUCCAGCCUUGUGUGUCGACUGCUUAAAAUUUCCGUGUCAUAAAGCAAAAGUGUAUAAGGGUUUGAGCAUUUAGUUGGAGAAGUACGGUCAAAGGUUUUUAUGAUUUUUGCAUUCACACGCCACAAUGAAUUUAAAACUGGAACAUGAUUCAAGUAUCGACUUUCUGUUUCAGUUCAAGAGCAUCUAAAAAUCAUCACUGUCAUUGUCCAAAUCGUUCUGGACCUCACUGUUCAAAAGGGAUUUCAAGUUUUUUUUUUUUUUUUUUUAACGCUAAUGUGUUGAAUACACCCCCACUCGUCUAAACACGAUCUUCUGAUUAAGAUUGCCUUUGUGGAAAAAAAACAACAACCUUGUUUUCUCCAUCUCAGAGGGCUCCCAUUUUGCCUUGCACUGCCACUUGCUGCUGACUGAAAAUAUCAUAGUGCCUAAGGGCUCAGCUAAAGACCAAUCAUGGCUCAGCUGUUUUCCAAAUGGCCACUCACUGAGAUGGGUAAAACAUCUUCAUGUUUAAUUUGUGCUCCUUAAACGCAAUAUUAAUCUGAAUGCAGUGUUUAGACUAGUGGGGGCACAUAGAACAUAUUAUUUUUGACUUACCUUUUCUUGUGCGAGUAGAUAAACAUCACUGUGAAACUAAAGCCAAGUUGUUCAUGUGCUGCCCCCGAUGUUUUGUUUUAGUUUCAAGCAGAUGUGUUGGAUAGCUUUUCUACACGACUAUGAUCAAGUUUUCCACAUUUAGUGGGUAGUAUACCUUUUACUUGUGAGGAAUGGUACGUUUCUUUUUUGUUUUGUUCUUUGACUUAAACAGAAUCUUUUUGCCCUUCCGGUAUAAUUUCAAUGUUUAUUGUUCCUUGACCUUCUAGGGGUGUAGCCUAACAAUGUUUACCUGGAAACUAUCAUAGCCAAAGAUUCAGUUAUUCAUAAGCAGAUCACAUUACCUACAGUACUUAUCGUGGUUUCAUGUCAGUGUUUACAUGUUGCUGUAAUAUUCAUGAAUGUAACCCCUAAUUUGAGCUGUCCCUAAUAAUGGCUAAACCACAUGAUGAAGGGGCACGUACUUCACCCAAACUGCCCAAAUGACACUUGAACAUGUUUUGUUCAGACCAACUAGUGAUUUUCGGUAUAAACUGUGUGAAAGUUGGAAUGCCCAACUUUUAUUUAACAAUCACAUUUCUUCCCUUGCUAGACUUUUUGCACUACAUUUGAUAAGACCGGUUAUCAUUGCUUGCGUACGAAAUAAAACCAAAUGUAUCACCCCA
Syngnathus acus (greater pipefish) is the source of this 3580-nucleotide messenger RNA. It is a transcript of the gene rab9b, whose product is annotated as RAB9B, member RAS oncogene family. Gene Ontology annotation, biological process: Rab protein signal transduction; retrograde transport, endosome to Golgi. Bases 467 to 1078 code for a protein of 203 amino acids. Lineage: Eukaryota; Metazoa; Chordata; Actinopteri; Syngnathiformes; Syngnathidae. Gene Ontology annotation, cellular component: phagocytic vesicle; lysosome; late endosome. The record is from RefSeq and is a predicted model, not a curated record. Gene Ontology annotation, molecular function: GTP binding; GTPase activity. The transcript is spliced from 2 exons.